This is a messenger RNA of Ruditapes philippinarum (Manila clam), 427 nucleotides long. RefSeq names its product serine protease inhibitor Cvsi-2-like. Lineage: Eukaryota; Metazoa; Mollusca; Bivalvia; Venerida; Veneridae. The record is from RefSeq and is a predicted model, not a curated record. The transcript has 3 exons. Bases 103 to 378 code for a protein of 91 amino acids.
GAAUAGAUAACAACAGUCACGAAUACUUUAAGUAGAUAAGGAUGUCCUUCUUUAGUAGAAUAAAAUUUGUGAAGUACACGAGUGAAAGCAAACAUCAACAAGAUGAAAUUGACAUUUGUCUUAUUACUUACAGUAUACAUAUGUUGGACUAAUGCUGAAAUCUGCAGUAAUAUCACAGACUGUGUUGGUACAGUAUGUAAGCCUUCAGUAGAUCACGUGCAUCUCGAAUGUAUCGAGAAACAUUGCACGUGCUCGAAUGACCCAAGGGCGUGUCUUUCUGUUGGUGACUGUGACCAGAACGCGAGAUGUUUUGAUAGGGAGGGGCACAGAACUCACUUUCACUGCUUGGAUGGUGCCUGUUUAUGUAUUAGAGUAUAAAACAAAACAUUAUGUGUUAUUUAAACAAGAAAUUAAAGAUUGUCAGUUA